Molecule: messenger RNA, 837 nt
Organism: Agrilus planipennis (emerald ash borer)
Lineage: Eukaryota; Metazoa; Arthropoda; Insecta; Coleoptera; Buprestidae
Product: protocadherin-like wing polarity protein stan
Exons: 7
Coding region: 10-837 (275 amino acids)
Biological process (GO): adenylate cyclase-activating G protein-coupled receptor signaling pathway; cell surface receptor signaling pathway
Cellular component (GO): membrane
Molecular function (GO): G protein-coupled receptor activity
Source: RefSeq, a predicted model, not a curated record
CUGACGGAAAUGAGAGACAUCAAUCAUGGUUCGAUGAGAUUUUAUUAUUGUGUAGGAUACGUUUUGCCAGCCAUCGUGGUCAGUCUUGCAGUGGGGGUUCGAGCUCAUCAAUAUGGAAACUAUUACUUUUGCUGGGUGUCUCUUUAUGAAAGCGUAAUAUGGAGUCUAAUUGGACCAAUUUGUCUAAUUGUAUUAAUUAAUAUCGUAAUACUAGUGUUAGCAGUUAGAGCUGCAUUCACUCUUCAAGAUCACGUUCUUGGUUUCGGAAAUUUAAGGACACUGCUAUGGGUGUCAGUAGCUGCCUUACCACUAAUGGGUUGUACGUGUAUUUUGGCAAUACUGACGGCUUCAGAACAUUACCCCAUACUCACCCCAUUAUUAUCCAUCGCAGUCUUAAUCCAUGCAGCUUUCUCUUUAGGGGGUUACUGCUUUGCAAACGCACGAGUUCGACAAAAUCUUAUCAGAUCUAUUAUGAGAUGUAUGGGUAAAAAGGUACCACUGCUUGAAACCACUUCAACUGCAGGAAUUGCCAGUACCAGCAGUCAUAAUAUUAAUGUUCAAGGUAGAUCCGCGUUGUCUUAUCGAGGGCCUGGUUUUGAAAGUACGAGACGAAACGUUGGAAUUUCAACUUCCAGCACUACAUCGCGUUCCACCACCAAAACCAGCUCUAGUCCUUACAGAAGCGAUGCUCAACUGCGUCAAACUUCUACCAGUACUUCAAAUUACAAUUCCACCAGCGAUGUGCCCUCUUAUUUGCGUGGAUUUGAAAGAGACGGAACACAUCGUCGACAUCGUGAAAGAAAUACUUUUAAGAUCUCAUAUUUAGUAGCUUGCUAG